AUGUUUGUUUUGAUAUUUAUCUUCAUCAUAACGUUAUAAGCUUCAACAUACGUUGGAUAAAGUCCCUGCUCAACAUUAACAAUAGCAAAUUGUGGAGCGAAUGCACAUAAUGGAGAAGGUUGGUGUUAUUGGGAUAGCCUUCUUACUCCUCCUGCUUGCGUAACUUUACCUUGCUAUCUAAUUGAUGAAGUAGCUGCCUGUAGAGCAGGAGGAUCUUUAAUAACAGGUGGUGCAUUUACAGAAUGUGAUUCUCUGGACACAAUUAGUUUAGAAUAUGAUAAUGUUUGUUGUGAUAAGGGUCUUGGUAAAUUGAGUCACGGUUUAGUAAGAUUCCCCAUGAAUUUUGAUGGGUAUGUUGAUUCAACUAAUAAUGAUAUUCCUACUCCUAUUUCAGUCUUGGAUAUAACUAUCAGCGUCAAAGAAAUGUUCAAAUUGUAUACUAUCAACCCUUGGCUGGCAUAUAAAGAACUAAGUGAGUCUUAAUUUGAAAGCAAGCUCAAAGCUAUCUUAGAAAAAUACUUAGAGCAAUCUACAAGAGACGUUCUACUAACAGAACCAAAAUCUCAUCCCUUCUACAUUGAGCGAACAGUCUACUAGUGUCUAUAACUACUAAGAGAUUGGACUGUCAUUCACAAGUCUUCUGAUUCCCUUAGGUAUGCUAUCCUACCUAAGAUUUGGAGUCUUGCUCUUAUUGCUUUAACUAGAAUGACUAAAUUUCAACCCAAUUACUAUCAAUCCCACCAUUAUAUUAUCAACUUUGCCAUAAUUCCGUAUUUCAAAAACUAUAUCAAAAUACUUGGCUAAGGACAUACUUUGACUAUUGAUUGGAGUUCUUUCUUUUACAAUAGUAAUGGUUUUAUGAUGGUGUAUUCAUAUCCUCCUGAGCAAUUUGGAAUUAUCAACACUUAUACUGAUGUAUUUUGUAUUCGUCCAUUCCAAGGAUCAACUGUUACAUAUAUAGAAUCAGAAAAUAAUUAUGAUAGUUCCUUCUCCUAAAUUAAAUUUACUUACUAUUGGUUAGAAGGCACAUACUCAAGUAUAGACGAAACAAAGGUCAAACUAUUUUAAAUCACUGAUGAUACUUCAACUAUCACAGAUACCUUAGUGGUUUUUACGUGCAAUUAAUCUCAAAGAAUAUGCACAAAUACUGGUAAUUUUCAACCUGCACCUCCGUUGGAUGGUAAAGGAUAAAAUUAUUUUCUUGCUCCCGAUACUUACAAUUCAUUAAGUGAUUUCAAAAGAGCAUAAUGUAUAUUAGCCUAUAAAACCUGGACAACUGUUUGCACUUGA
Molecule: messenger RNA, 1290 nt
Organism: Paramecium tetraurelia
Lineage: Eukaryota; Ciliophora; Oligohymenophorea; Peniculida; Parameciidae
Exons: 2
Source: RefSeq, a predicted model, not a curated record